Messenger RNA from Mytilus californianus (California mussel), 739 nucleotides. Its product is annotated as xylosyltransferase oxt-like. NCBI's taxonomy places the organism in Eukaryota, Metazoa, Mollusca, Bivalvia, Mytilida, Mytilidae. Bases 27 to 659 code for a protein of 210 amino acids. The record is from RefSeq and is a predicted model, not a curated record. Gene Ontology annotation, cellular component: plasma membrane. The transcript is spliced from 4 exons.
UGUUUCGUUAUACUUUCUAUAGAAAAAUGAAGGCCAUUGUUGUUGUAGUUUCGAUUUUAGAAAUUGUUCUUACUUCCAGUGCAAAUGAAGAGAACAACUUCAGACUAUCGAUAAAAGGAGCUAAAGAUGUUCCAAUCCGUGGUUUUCUCCUAGGCAAUCAUGGUUCAGGUACUUUCCCUAAAGACUGGAAAAACUGGAUGCAAAAGCAAAUGGACGACAGACAAACGAAGAUGGAGAAUCUAAUGAAAGGAAGUGAUAAUACAAUGAUGGCGAAGAUCGAAGGGCUGAAACAAUUACUCCAGAACACACAAGGAAAAAUUGAAACAAGCUUGACUGCUAUUUUAAAAAAAGUUGAUUCUAUUCAGUCUAAUCAAGGGGAUAAACAUGGAUAUAUCGGAUGUUUUCUUGAUGCUAGCAGUCGUCACUUGUCACAUAGAUAUAAAAACUUCGGCGAUGCAAUUACCUUGGCAAAAUGUCGGGAAAACUGCAAAGGUUACAAAUACGCUGGCCUACAAUAUAGUGUGCAGUGUUUUUGUGGAAACCAGCUGGAAAACACAAAAUAUCCAAAGAGACCAGAUUCAGAAUGCAACACGAAAUGUCGAGGAGAACCAAGUAGGAUGUGUGGAGGUACUUGGAGAAAUUCUAUCUAUACAGUUUAGUGAAAAAGAGACAAGAACGCAACAGCCCAGAAGUGAUAACCCACCGUUCAAAUAUUUAAAUAAAUUCAUCAAAGCUUUUA